CCUUUCCAAAUUUCCAUCCUCAUCCCUCAAAAAUACCGAAAACAAACCCAACUAGUUUCUGACUCUUUUUAACAAGUAUACUUCAUAAUAUUACACUUGCACGUAUUUUCCUUAUUCCUAACGAAAAACUUCUCUUUCUUUUCCUUUUUCUCCUCCUUUUAUUCAUCGCCGCUCCACCUGAGUUCUUCACUUUCACAAGGUUGGAAGAAGUGGGGAACUUUAAGAAGACAGCUUGGUGUGUAUAUCAUCACUCUGGCCAAGAUAUUAGUGAUCUCUCCUCAGUGGAGGGUGUGCUGUGUUGUAAAAUUUCAAGUUAAUUGCUUUUCAAUUGUUUGCAAAGCAUUGAUUUGGCGCUUACCCAUUGAUUAUGGCUAAUAUUCAACCUAACUAAUUCUUUUUCAAAGCAGCUGAGAUGUAAUACUUUAAUUGUGCAACUGAUUCAGGGAACAUAAGGGAAAAGAAAGAAAAAAAAAGCAGAAACUUCUGUUUUCCUUCUUUUUUUUCAGGCUUUUUUUUUUUGUGUGAAGUUAGAUAUUCAGGGAUUAUGGCAUUAUUCAAUUGCUUUCCCAAGUUAGUUGGAAGGAAGAAGAAGGUGAAGGAUGCUAUUGUGUCUUCACCGGUUUGUAAUGACAACGAUGUGGUUACAUCUCUGCAAGUGAAGUUGGAACACCCACUAAAACCUUCUGACAAUGAUGAGCUGAAAUCGACUUCUUUUGUUGUCCCAGUGUCAUUUGAUGUACCCGAGGUUUCUAGUUGCAAGGUGAAGCUGGUGAACCCUGAGAGCUGUGUUGUGGAGGAGGCUCUGGAGGUGGCAUAUGAAGGUGAGGACGAACAUGACGACAAGUCACCAGCAAUGAGCAGGGAUAACUCUGAUUCGAACCUUCAAGCCAGUGAUACCAAUUCCAGUAAUCCGUGCUUUCAGUUAGGAAAUCCUUGUGUUGAUUUGGUGGAUGAUGAGUGUAAUAACAAAGCUGAGAAAGAUGCUAAUGACGAGGAGAAUGACAAGGGCCAAGUUGGGCAUGUCAGUGAUCCUGGGAUGUUAAGGGAAGAACGAUGGGUUUUACCGAGGCUUACACGUUCUUGCUCAAACCUUGAGUCAAGGGAAGUUCUCAAGAAGAUAGCUGAUCAAUUGCCACCUUCUAAAUCACAAUCUUUUGAACAGUUACAAGACUUGGCAAAUAAAGUUAGGGAUGAUAUUUUGAUGGGGUCUCCUUGUAGCCAGUCAUCUAUUUUGUCUCACCGAAGUGCUGAUAAAGUAAUGCUGAAGAAGCAUUCUUCGAGCCAAAUCCUUCCCUCGAGGAGCAAGAGGUUGUGGUGGAAACUAUUCCUUUGGAGUCAUAGGAACUUACAAAAACCGGUCAUCCUACCUAAAACAAGGGUUUCAACACUUCUUGCUUCCGUCAAUCAGCAAGGUGGGUACUCAUCGGACACGCUUGAACCCUGUCGAGUUAAACAGCUCAUCAAAGUGGAAUCAGCAGGCUCAUUUUCUGAAUUAUGCAGUUACAAGAGUGGCCAUGAAGAAGACAAUGAGUUUAAGGGAGGGUUUUCAGGGUUAUGGCCCCAGAAUCAGUGGAUAGCUUUCUCAGGGGAGUCAUCUCCCUUCAAGAGGGUAGAUGACUGGGUGAAGGACCUCAACCUUCAGCCUACAGUAUUAGCUCUUGAAGAAGAGAAUGGUAGCGAGUUAAUCACCUUCCCAUCUUCUCCGGAGGCCGAUGAAUCAGUGGCAAAAGGCCCAACUCAGUUCUCGCGCCAUAACAAAUUCAAUUUAUCAGAGGAACUCCUGCAUGCUAACAGUGUGAUUCAGUCCCUGAAUUCCUCCUCAACAGUGGCUCACAUAUCAGGAAUGGGGUUGAAAGCUAUCCCCAUGAUUUCGCACUUCUCAAGUCUUCGUUCAAUCAAUUUAUCAAACAACUCAAUUGUUCAAAUUACUCACGGAUCGCUUCCAAAGGGUCUUCAUGUCCUCGACUUAUCUAGGAACAAGAUUGCUACCAUUGAAGGACUAAGGGAGUUAACCCGAUUGAGGGUACUUGAUCUGAGCUACAAUAAGAUCUCACGUAUUGGACAUGGUCUUUCAAGUUGCCUACUGCUCAAGGAGCUGUAUUUAGCGGGAAAUAAAAUUAGUGAAGUAGAGGGGAUGCACAGGCUAUUGAAGAUGACAGUUCUGGACCUUAGCUUCAAUAAAAUAACCACAACCAAGGCUCUGGGACAGCUUGUUGCCAACUACAGUUCUGUAGUGGCUCUCAAUAUUUUGGGAAAUCCGGUAAACAUAAACGUAAGCAGUGACCAGCUUAGGAGAGCAGUUUGUGGGCUUCUCCCUAGGCUAGCAUACCUGAACAAACAACCGGUUAAUCAGCAGAAAGCCCGAGAGGUUUCAAUGGAUAUUGUAGCCAAAACUUCAUCCCGAAACAGCAACUGGGAUGCUCGUAGGAGAUCCGUGAAGAAAACAGGUCAAAGUGGAUCGAUGUCUACAAGGACUGGUGCCAGUAUUGGGCACAGAAGCAGGAGCAAGUUAAAAAGGCAAGUGAAUCAGCAGUCAAGGUUGAAGACAAGGCCGUAAGCUGCUAAGUGAAGUUGUGCUUUGAUUAUUGCCGAACCAACAUUUGAUACAGCAAUUUAUAGUGUGAAGCAUCGCAAUUCUUCAGCAAGAAAGCAGGCAAUAAAAUUUAAACCAUAUGUUUCAACGUCUUCUAAGCAUAAACUCAAGCUCAAUAAUUUGCAGUUUGUUUGUUUUGUUUGUUUGUUUAAUUUCAUUUGUUCAAAUAAAUGUAAACCAUGGCGUGUUUUUUGAUGACUGUAUUCUGUGGCUUAUCAAUUGAUGAUGUAUUGAUGUUGCUUUCUUGAAUAA
Messenger RNA from Beta vulgaris subsp. vulgaris (sugar beet), 2845 nucleotides. RefSeq lists its product as hypothetical. The record is from RefSeq and is a predicted model, not a curated record. Gene Ontology annotation, cellular component: cytoplasm. Bases 545 to 2557 code for a protein of 670 amino acids. The transcript is spliced from 5 exons. Lineage: Eukaryota; Viridiplantae; Streptophyta; Magnoliopsida; Caryophyllales; Amaranthaceae. Gene Ontology annotation, molecular function: protein kinase binding.